Molecule: messenger RNA, 1180 nt
Organism: Dermacentor albipictus
Lineage: Eukaryota; Metazoa; Arthropoda; Arachnida; Ixodida; Ixodidae
Source: RefSeq, a predicted model, not a curated record
AUCACGUGACCUACACUUUUUUUUUUAAAUUUCUCCGAUGUUCUUGGCACGCGCAGGGCUGCGCACGGCACGGACGCACCUCGCGCCAUCGACGCGUGCACUGUGUCAGCCAGCAUUCCGUGUUCGCCGGUGGCUGCGAGACGACGCAGUUGGGUGCAUCCAGCGUUCGCAGUAUUCAACUGGAACGUAGUGGUCGCGUGCUGGUCCACCGUCGACACCGACAUGGCGAACGCAGCGGGAGGUCGACGGCCAGGCGUAGGGCGUAGCGGCUGGGUGGCGUCCUCAACACGCGAGUAUGUGCGCGACCAUGCGGAAGGGACCGCUCCGAGUGAUCGCCGUGCCGGGCUCCCUGCUUCCAGCCGUCGCAUUCGGCGCACCUACGAGAUGACCUGGUGCUCAAGCGCUCCUGCUGCUGCCUCCCCAGCAAGGCAUACGCUGCUACGCAGGUUGCUGCAGGCUCUGGAGCGCGCUGCUGCUGCUAAUCGGCGCCAACGACAGCCGCGCGCGAGUUCAUCGGAGUCACAGAGUUCACGAGAGUCUGGCCAAGGUUCGGAGCACGAGACCCGAGGUUCGGCGCAACGUGCGGCGCCCGCGAGCAGCCAUUUGGUGACCGAGGAUUUUCGGGUCACUCGACAUGGCACUAGUGGCCAAAGGAUGCGCACAAGCUUCAGGUUGCUGCAGGCUCUGGAGCGCGCCGCUGCUGCUAAUCGGCGCCAACGACAGCCGCGCGCGAGUUCAUCGGAGUCACAGAGUUCACGAGAGUCUGGCCAAGGUUCGGAGCACGAGACCCGAGGUUCGGCGCAACGUGCGGCGCCCGCGAGCAGCCAUUUGGUGGCCGAGGAUUUUCGGGUCACUCGACAUGGCACUAGUGGCCAAAGGAUGCGCACAAGCUUCAGGUGGUCACGCGAGGUACGUGUCCCAGCGAGGACGCGCCCGCGGGAGCCCUCGACGUCCGUCAGCCAGCCCUAACUCCAUACAGCGGAGGGCGGCGUGCUCUAUCGCGGGGGCUCGUCUUGUUCCGGCUUCUGCGACGCAUGCGCAAAAGCAUGCUCGUGACUCGAGGCCCGUGGUACUUAACCUUUCCGUGCUGCUCCGUUGUCAACGGUGGGAGCAGCCGGAGCGCUGGGCAACCGCAGCCCUGACACCUGCUGUAAACUAAAGGCUUUUGUACAAAGUUGCA